This is a messenger RNA of Haliotis rubra (blacklip abalone), 1896 nucleotides long. RefSeq lists its product as uncharacterized. The record is from RefSeq and is a predicted model, not a curated record. Gene Ontology annotation, biological process: DNA integration. NCBI's taxonomy places the organism in Eukaryota, Metazoa, Mollusca, Gastropoda, Lepetellida, Haliotidae. The transcript is spliced from 3 exons. Bases 1 to 1896 code for a protein of 631 amino acids. Gene Ontology annotation, molecular function: nucleic acid binding.
AUGCCAAACAAGGAGGACAUGUUCGUCUUGGACACAGAUGCCUCAGACGUGGCCAUAGGGGCUGAACUCCUGCAGAUACAAAAAGGUCGGGAGCGAGUGAUCAGCUACGGCAGCUUCGCCUUGACUCCAGAACAACGGCGGUACUGUACAACCCACAAGGAGCUAUUGGCAGUGGUACGUUUCACAAGGCAGUACCGUCACUAUCUUCUAGGGAGGCAUUUCCGGGUACGGACGGACCAUAACAGCUUAAGAUGGCUAAUGAAUUUCAGGGCACCUGAAGGGCAGCUUGCUCGCUGGUUGGAGGAACUGAGCCAAUACGACUUAAGGGUGGAGCACCGUCCAGGAGCCAAACAUCAGAAUGCGGACGGCUUGUCCCGGUUGGCCGACGAAGUGGAAUGUGACAACUACCGACGAUUCGUGGAGCUCCAGGAACUCCCAUGUGGGGGGUGCCGAUACUGCCAGAAGGCACACCAACAGACGGUCAGGGCUUUGACAGUGGUGGAAGAGAGCAACCACCUGACAGAGGUCCCCACCGGAGAGGAUGCCGGUGGAGAGGGCGGGAGUCGGACAGAGAAUCAGGCGCAUACCCUUGAAGUGAGUAGGUCUGAGACAACUUUCUCAGUAAGGACUCUCACAGUACCAGAGUGCCCACAGAAGGGGGACAAGGACUCUUGGGACGGCUCCCUGACGGCACUGAAGAUCGCUCAAGAGGAGGAUAGGGAUCUCAGACACCUACGUAGAUGGGUGGACGGAGGUGAAGUACCAUCAGACUCAGAACUAUAUUUGUCUAGCCUGGCCGCCAAGUCUUAUUGGGUGGAUAGAGAACUAUUCGAACGAAAUGAGGAGGGAGUACUGGUGAGGAAGGGAAUUCCAGCAGUGAAUGACACUGAAAAACUGCUGAUACCCAGGACUCUACAGCGAAUGGUGCUUUAUCAGAUGCAUGACAUCCCAUCAAGCGGACACCUGGGAGUGACUAAAACCAAGGAGAGGAUAAAGGAGAGGUACCAUUGGUACCGGUGCGGGCAAGACACCAGGGACUACGUGUCGGAAUGCUCCGCUUGCAACCGGAAUAAGAAACCAUCACGGAAGGCCCGGUCAAGGAUGACCCCAUUCCAUGCGGGAGCCCCAAUGGAGAGGGUGCACCUGGACUGUAUUGGCCCAUUGCCCUCAAGCAGAGCAGGGAACCAGCAUAUUCUCAUGAUGGUAGACCAGUUCACCAAAUGGGUGGAGUGUGUGCCUCUCCCGAGCCAAAAGGCAGAAGUGACAGCAAGGGCAGCGGUGAAUGAAUUCAUUGCACGGUUUGGGUUUCCACUUCAGAUCCAUGCGGACCAAGGCAGGAAUUUCGAGAGUCGACUUUUCCAUGAAAUCUGCCAGCUGUUGCAGAUAACCAAGACGAGGACGACCCCCUACCGUCCCUCUUCUAAUGGACAGCUGGCGGGAGCCAUGAGGUCCGCAGUGAACCGCCAUACCGGUUAUACGGCCAACCGCCUGAUGCUUGGCCGGGAAGUAAAUGUUCCGGCUGACUUGAUGUUCGGGGGGUCGGAGACUUCCCGGCAAGAAGGUGACACCAGUGAGUACGUGGCCGGGCUUCGAGCAGCAAUGGAGAGUGCUCAUGCAGCAGCUCUGAAUAAUCUGCAAACUUCUGUGGAAAGGAUGAAGAGGGAUUACGAUCUGCGUGCUCGAUCUCAGAGUUUGGACCAAGGACAACCUGUGUAUGUGUUAGACUUAGGGGCUACACCAGGGCGGUGCAAAAAGCUGUGCCCCGUGUGGAAGGGACCUUACCUUAUUGAGAAAAGGCUCUCUUCUACCCUGUUUUUGGUGGCUGGGCAGCGGAGGAAGUUCACGGCUCAUCAUGACCAGAUGAAGUUGUGCCGGGAUCGGGUUGUGCCUCGCUAG